Molecule: messenger RNA, 1138 nt
Organism: Lacerta agilis (Sand lizard)
Lineage: Eukaryota; Metazoa; Chordata; Lepidosauria; Squamata; Lacertidae
Product: PC-esterase domain-containing protein 1A-like
Exons: 8
Coding region: 38-1138 (366 amino acids)
Source: RefSeq, a predicted model, not a curated record
UCCUGCCAAUAAAUCACAGCUGUGUUGUGCCUCUGGAAUGCAGGAGAAAACGCCGGCCUGGUUGAGGAGUUCCGCCGCGGAUGCAACCAUGAGAAAUCUCCCCUUGGUAGAAACGCACAGUUUCUCCUCGAAAGAAGCCCAGCAGCUGCUCCACAACAAGUUUGUCGUGAUCAUGGGCGACUCCAUUUACCGAUCGAUAUACAAAGACCUGAUCUCCAUCCUGCAAGCUGACAAGGUGGUCCCUGUUGAUGAGCUGAAGAAAAAGGGAGAGCCGUCUUUUGCCAACGAUAAACUGGUGAAAUAUAGUGGGUUAGGCUGCAGGAACGGAUACCGGGAGGUGCGCGAGUUCUGCACGGAUCACCACCUUGUGCGAUGCUACUUCAUUCCCCGCGUUUAUUCGGACUACGUGGAGUGUAUCCUGGACGACCUCCAAAGAGAGCCGAAGCCGGACGUGGUCAUCUUCAAUUCCUGCCUCUGGGACCUCAACAGGUACCAAGAGAAGGUCGCCAGGGAGCUUCGGCUGCCGAAGGCCAUCAGGCAGUACAAGCUCAACCUGGAGAAGCUCUUUCAGAGGCUGGAUCGUGUCCUUCCUCAGACCUGCCUUGCCAUCUGGAACACAGCCCUCCCCAUAGGGAAAGACCCUUCUGGAGCCCUCUACAAAGAGAUGGAGGGAGAGUACUGCUCAGCUGAGGAUGUGGAGAAAGCGACUCCCAUGGAUGUGGUUGAGGCCAACUUCUACGGUGCCAGCCUUGCCUGCAGCUACGGGUUCGACGUCCUGGACCUGCAUUUCUUCUUCCGCUUUGUGGACGACCUCCGCGUUACGGACGGGGUGCACUGGAACAGUUUGGCGCACCGGUUUAUUACCAGAUACCUGCUGACCUACAUUGCCGAUUCCUGGGGGGUCGAGCUUGAGAAGAAGAAGCCCAGCACAGGGAUUGGUUGGAACGGGACUGCAGCAGAUCAGCCGGCUUCCCCACCCCAAUUGUGCCAUGACUUCUUCUCGGCUGAAGAUGCUCCCAUCAGGCAGCUCCUUGUGGACAGAGAAGCCCCUGACAGCUAUGGUGCUCCCUACGCACCACAGCAAUCCGUACGGCAACGGGCCAGGGGGCGGGUUGGACUGUCACGACUGCCUACGUGA